This is a messenger RNA of Strongylus vulgaris, 302 nucleotides long. Lineage: Eukaryota; Metazoa; Nematoda; Chromadorea; Rhabditida; Strongylidae. The record is from the annotation of a GenBank genome assembly.
AUGAACAUCUACAACAAGGGAAGUCCAUUUCAGUACGACAUAUUGAAGUUGGUUUCAAGUGGAAAACGCUACGAUAACUUGGGAGACGAAGUAGAAGCUAAGAAUGAGGAAGGAGUUGAGAUUGAACGUGUGGUUGCUAAACUAGGCGAUCUUGUAUGCUACGCUGAUAUCGAACGUCCUCCAAGCCGAAAUAUCACUCGUACUCCAGCAUCAAUUACUUCCAAUCACUCAUCCGUGAAUUUUAAACGCUUUAGGAAGGUAAGCCCUACAGAAAUAUGGCUAACUACGUUUUUUAAAUAAAA